UGGAAAUAUAAAUCGUUGAAUUUCGAAACUAGCUUUGAAUUCUAUUUACAAAAUGGUGCACAAGCUUGUCUUAUGCGCAUACGUCACGGUAAAAAUUGCAAUGGUGUACUCCCGGCCUCAGGAUAUGUUUUACUCUGAUUCAAAUACCAUGGUGAUUGGCAAUCUAAAAAAGAGGGAGGUGAUACCACUGAAUCCGUACUUUAGUCCAUACAGAAGGAGGUAUGGUCAAGAUCCACAGAACGAGUUGAACUAUAGAAGGACCAAAGACAUACGGGAGGAAUUUGUCGACCGCAGGUUCGAGUUAACGGAAUCGCAGAUAAGAGAGGCAAAACUAGAUAAUAAAGAAAACUUGGAGAAACUGCACAACGAACUAAGAUGGCUGGCCAUCGAUGACGAUGAAGGAAUCGAUCAACAGCAAAACAUGUUGCUUAUCGAACCGCGAUAAUUUAACGCAACGCCAAACUUGCGAAAUUUUAUUAUGCAUAAAACAUUAUAGUGAUAUGGAUUUUUUAUUUAGAAUUUAUUUAAUGCUUUUAGUAAGCCUACUGUACGA
Molecule: messenger RNA, 553 nt
Organism: Helicoverpa armigera (cotton bollworm)
Lineage: Eukaryota; Metazoa; Arthropoda; Insecta; Lepidoptera; Noctuidae
Exons: 3
Coding region: 53-445 (130 amino acids)
Source: RefSeq, a predicted model, not a curated record